Molecule: messenger RNA, 306 nt
Organism: Priapulus caudatus
Lineage: Eukaryota; Metazoa; Priapulida; Priapulimorpha; Priapulimorphida; Priapulidae
Product: rab effector Noc2-like
Exons: 4
Coding region: 1-306 (101 amino acids)
Biological process (GO): exocytosis
Cellular component (GO): membrane; synaptic vesicle
Source: RefSeq, a predicted model, not a curated record
AUGAUUCUCACUUCUGACUACGUCACGGGGAUGCGGCUGGUGGAUAAGCUGGAGAACAUGAAGCGGAAUGCGAUGGGGAACGGAGAGAGUCAGUGCAUCCUCUGCGGAGACGAGUUCGGCAUCCUCGGCGCCUCCCCGACCCACUGUGACGACUGCAGGAAGGCCGUGUGCACCAAGUGCGGUGUAGACACGACGAAUUCACACAACCAGCCGCUGUGGCUCUGUAAGAUCUGCAGCGAGCAACGAGAGAUGUGGAAGACGAUCGGGCAGCCCUGGUUCUUCAAGGGCAAUCCCCAAGUUACGUGA